AGGCCCCUGAGCCAGAGAACUAUCAGUGGAUAUUUAAAGUUCUUGAAAAUAACACAUUUUCUCAAACGUCACAUGUCAUUUGCUUUUGGGGCUUAAGACCAAAGGGCACUUGCGUGCAUAAACUAGUAUGUGCUGCGCAUGCGACCAAAUAUAUUUUUGCAGAUUCCUUUAGGACAAAUGUAAGUGGUGACUCGCAAGUGUUUUGUCUUCUAAUUACAUAACUUUUAUCCAACUUGUGUGGCCAAUGACGACCUUAAUCCGACAGGAGAAAAUAUUUGGAUAAUUCAGUUUAUUCAACAAGAAAUAAUCAGAACCCGUGUCACUAAGACGAUUUAAGCAUAGCUUUGCAAAUUACACCUCUCUUACCUUCUUUAUCUUCUUUGCCGAUUCAUAGAUAUAGACUGAAUUUGUAGCUUCUGUUAGACAAAUUCACCUCCUUUAUUCGAUAUCUUGUGUGGCUUGGUGUUCAUUGUUCUUGUUGAAUUGAAUUAUUCGUUCUCAGCUAACUUGGUGUAACAUCUCUUACAUUCCCAUAUUAUUGCAUGCCCAUUUGUUUUGAAUAAUCUUUCAUUAUAAUACUUUCAAAGCUAAAAUUUUAAAGAGAGAAGCAGUUCCGUAUAUCUGUAUUGAAAACUAAGGAUUCAUGGGUAGAGGUAGGCUGCAAGUGCAAGGUGUUGAAUUUGGUAACAAAGAUCUACAAGUAUGUUGUUCCGGAAUCAAGUUUGAAUGGGAUUCUCUUGAGGGUAAAGUUCGUCCCACUAGCUUCUUUGCAAGCGUUGGUCAAGCAGGAUUUGGUUUUGGGAUUUCACCAAAUCCUCCUGCUGCCACUACCAGAAAAAGUGGCACCAAACCAUCCUUGGUCUAUUCUUCUUCGAAAUAUGUUUUAAUGCCUGAAGCUGGUCUUCGAAGCUCGGGUUCUCAAGGGUUAUUGAGUGGCGAGGCAGUUGAAUUUGAUGAAGAAGGCCAUGGUAUGAAGAAGGAAAAGAAGACGAAGGCGUUUAAAUUGAAAUUUAAGAUUGGGAAUCCAUCAUUGAGGAGGUUGAUGAGUGGGGCAAUUGCUGGUGCAGUGUCAAGAACAGCUGUGGCACCGUUGGAGACCAUAAGGACCCAUUUGAUGGUGGGGAGCUGUGGACGCAAUUCACUUCAAGUUUUUCAAUCUAUUAUGGAGACAGAUGGAUGGAAGGGCUUGUUCAGAGGCAAUUUCGUGAACAUUAUCCGAGUUGCGCCUAGCAAGGCCAUUGAGUUAUAUGCAUAUGACACAGUCAAAAAGCAACUAUCUCCAAAACCUGGUGAACAGCCAAAGAUUCCAUUUCCUCCAUCAUCAAUUGCAGGUGCUGUUGCUGGUGUUAGUUCUACCCUAUGCACAUACCCUCUUGAACUACUCAAAACUCGUCUUACAGUCCAGAGAGGGGUGUACAAGAACUUAGUGGAUGCAUUUGUGAGAAUCAUUCGAGAGGAAGGUCCUGCAGAACUGUACAGGGGCCUCAGUCCUAGUCUAAUCGGUGUGAUCCCUUAUGCUGCAACAAACUAUUUUGCUUAUGACACACUUAGAAAAGCGUACAAAAAAGCUUUUGGUAAGGAGGAGAUAGGGAAUGUGAUGACUCUUGUAAUUGGAUCAGCUGCCGGUGCAUUUUCAAGCAGUGCAACAUUUCCACUAGAGGUGGCUCGUAAGCAUAUGCAAGCAGGGGCUCUGAAUGGAAGACAGUAUGGUAACAUGCUUCACGCCCUAAUGAGUAUAGUUGAAAAGGAAGGAGCUGCAGGUCUUUAUAGGGGUUUGGGACCAAGCUGCUUAAAAUUGGUUCCUGCUGCUGGCAUUUCUUUCAUGUGCUAUGAAGCUUGAAAGAGGAUACUCGUUGAAAACGAACAAGAUUGAAACAGUUUGGAA
Messenger RNA from Vigna umbellata (rice bean), 1885 nucleotides. RefSeq names its product adenine nucleotide transporter BT1, chloroplastic/mitochondrial-like. The record is from RefSeq and is a predicted model, not a curated record. NCBI's taxonomy places the organism in Eukaryota, Viridiplantae, Streptophyta, Magnoliopsida, Fabales, Fabaceae. Gene Ontology annotation, biological process: transmembrane transport.